AUGAGGAACAUCUCCCUUCUCACGCUCCUUUCUGCCACGUUGGUGGCAGCAGCUCCAGCACCCUUUGUCAGCUCUGGUCCAGCGCUCGCUGCACGCGCCGAGAAUAAUGUACUCCCCGCCACACACUUCGGCCGCCGAGAGGAGGACAUUGUGCAGGACUUCAACCCUGAUGUCGAGGUCGCCUCUGUCCUCGAUCCCCAGGAUGACGAAGACUCCGAAGAAGAUGCUAUUGCUGCUAGGAAUGUGAACCAAGCCCAAGCUCAGGGCAACGACGCAGAGAAGGCUGCGGCCGCUCAGAACAAAGACGCAGAAAAGGCUGCGGCAGCUCAAAACAACGAGGCCGAGAAGGCCCCAGCAGCUCAGAAUAACGAGGCCGAGAAGGCUCCAGCAGCUAAGAACAACGAGGCCGAGAAGGCCCCAGCAGCUCAAAACGAAGCCGAAAAGGCUCCAGCAGCUCAGAACAACAACGCCGAGAAGGCUCCAGCGGCUCAGGACAACGCGUCCGAAAAGGCUGCAGCAGCUCGGCAGCAGGAGCUCGAGAAGGCCGCAGCUGAACAGGAGGCCGCACAAGGGAAAGCCGACCAACAACAAGCUCAAGCAGAGAACAAGCAGAACCAGCAAGCAGCCGAACAAGCCAAACAGGGAGCUGCUCAAAACACCCCUGGAGCCGUCAACAACGGUGCUGUUGCAAACUUGACUGCCGGCAAUGCUACACAGGGCGCUGCAGGCAACGGAACCCAAAAUGGCGGCAAGGGCAAGAAGGGCAAGGGAAAGAAGGGUAAGGGCAAGAAGGGCAAGGGUAAGAAGGGUAAAGGAAAGGGCAAGAAGGGCAAGGGCAAGCACGCAAAGGGCAAGAACGCUGACGGCAAGGGCAAGAACGCUGACGGCAAAGGCAAGAACGCUGAAGGCAAGGGCAAGAACGCAGAGGGCAAGGGCAAGAACGCAGAGGGCAAGGGAAAGCACGCUGAUGGCAAGGGCAAGAACGCCGACGGCAAGGGCAAGAAUGCUGAUGGCAAGGGCAAGAACGCUGAUGGCAAGGGCAAGAACAACGACGGCAAAGGCAAGAACAACGACGGAAAGGGCAAGGGCAAGAACGCCACACUCGACAACUUGACCCUCCUCGAAGAUGCCAAAGCUGGUCUCCAGGCCGGCCAGCAGCAACAGCAGCAGCAAACACAGCAGGGUGGCGCUGGUAACCUCAUCGGCAACCUCCUCAACCUCCUCCAAGGAAAUGCUGCCGCUGGAGGUCAACAGGGUGGCGCUGCAGGUGCCGGUGCCGGCAUUGCUCAGCUCGACUUGAGCAAGCUUGGUAUCAAGGCCAACAAGAAGAAGAGGACCACCGCCUUCCGAGCCUAG
Molecule: messenger RNA, 1356 nt
Organism: Cucurbitaria berberidis CBS 394.84
Lineage: Eukaryota; Fungi; Ascomycota; Dothideomycetes; Pleosporales; Cucurbitariaceae
Exons: 4
Coding region: 1-1356 (451 amino acids)
Source: RefSeq, a predicted model, not a curated record